Messenger RNA from Ostrinia furnacalis (Asian corn borer), 1079 nucleotides. RefSeq lists its product as uncharacterized. Bases 155 to 763 code for a protein of 202 amino acids. Lineage: Eukaryota; Metazoa; Arthropoda; Insecta; Lepidoptera; Crambidae. The record is from RefSeq and is a predicted model, not a curated record. The transcript has 5 exons.
AAAUCUAUUUGUUUUGAAAAAUGCUACAAAUGAGUAGUCAACGUGCAAAUUACCCUCGUCCCACACUUUACCGCAACAUCACAGCAAGAUUAGCCUGACCUGCGCAUGAGUUGACCCGCGUCGUUUGCGCAGACAUCCCGCGGCGUGUUGACGAAUGGACCAGUUUCAGUUUGGUGAAAUUAAAACGGGCAAAAUGUUGAGAAUUCUCGGUUUGUUCGUGGUAAUAUGUGCGAUGUGUGGGGCUGAUAUUCCCGUCGCUCCUCCCGCCCCUCCACGAGUUUAUUGUGGAGAUAUGCCUGCGAACAUUAUUACUUGCGGUUCCAUUCCCCAAAUUAUUCCUCAUGGGAUACAAAGUAGGUGUCCAGGAUCAAAUAAAUGUGACGUAAUGAAGUGCGUCGUCAAAGAAAUGGGCUGGCUGGACGGAUCGAGCAUAAAGACCGCCAAGCUUGGCAAGUACUUGGACGACUUUGCGAAGGAACACCCCGACUGGGCUGCCGCCAUUGCGCAGGCUAAAGCCACGUGUCUCGUGCAGAACUUACCCGCCCAGGGGUAUUACGUCGACUGCCCCGCGUAUGACGUCACGUUCUGCAUGCUGGCCACUUUCAUAAGGAACGUGCCUCCAUCCCAGUGGUCUUCAUCAAGUGACUGCGCGUACGCUCGCCAGUACGCCGGCGCGUGCGCCGUUUGUCCGGACGACUGCUUCGCGCCCGCUAUUCCUACCGGGUCUUGCAACUCCUGCCGAGUGCUUCCACGUUCGCCCUAGGAGGAUAUGACGAUGAUGAAUGAACAAUGUUAAGGCUGUGGUCUCCUAUUUACGCCGUAGGCCGCGUCACAAGGCUUACUAUAGAAAUGCACGUUCGUGAUCUUCUUCAGAUCUUCCUUCGUGGUUGUGGAUUCCGGGUGAAGCUCGCUUCCACCUUCGGCCUUAUCGUCACUUACCAUCAGGUGAUAUACAGGCCAAGAGCUUCCUCGUUGUGGAUAAAAAAAAAUGUUGACGUCGGCGUAUGGACACUAUGGACGUCGAUAAGAACGUUUGACGCUGACGUCGUAGGCCACGUAUAGCGUUUAAUGGGAGACCA